Pelagomonas calceolata is the source of this 925-nucleotide messenger RNA. Lineage: Eukaryota; Pelagophyceae; Pelagomonadales; Pelagomonadaceae. The record is from the annotation of a GenBank genome assembly.
GCUUACCAACGGCUUGAGAUUACCGGUCUCGCCGUCCGUGGAAACUCACGGCGUCAGAGGAGUGUCGUAGCACGACAAACGGCACUUUGACGAACAACACGGCAACCGGCUGCCGUACGGCCGCACGGGCUUAUUGUAUAACGCACGGGCCCUAAGCGCCGUGCCGCAACACGCCGGUCGCCGCGCAGCGUCCAGACCGCGCUCAAACGCCCCGAAAGAAAGAAUAGUGCGUCGAGGGACAGCGCCGACGCGACAAAAGAUGUCCCUCGUCCACUUCACCACCUCUCUGGCCAGACGCUACGCCGCCGCCUACGAGGCCAAGCCCAUCCAGACCGCCGUCACGUCGGGCGUCGUCAUCAAGACGGGCGCCGACGUCUUCGGGCAGCUCUUCCUCGAGAAGAGGCCACUCGACACGCGACGGACGCUCGCCAUGGCCGUGUUCUCGGCGUCGAUCGGCGGCUACGGGAACUACGUCUUCAUCCGCGAGGCGUCGAAGCUCGCGUCGGCGGCGGGCGGCGCGCGCGGCGCGCUCGCCGCGGCGGGCGCCGACGUGCUGGCCUACGGCCCGCUCGUCUACCUGCCGGCGUACACGCUCGCGAUGGGCGCGGCGGCGAACAAGUCGCUCUCCGACGCGGCGAUGACGCUGCGGCGCCAGUGGCGCGAGGCGACGGCCUGCUCCGUGGCCAUCCUGGGCCCGGCGCAGGCCGUCAACUUCUCGGUCGUGCCCUACGGCCUGCGCCUGCCCUUCAUGCUCGGCGCCGCGUUCGUCUACAACGCAGCGCUGUCGUCGAUCAACCUCCGCGCGCUCUCGGCGUCGAGCUGACGGCCCCGACGCCCCCCUCCUCCCCAAUUCGCCACAAACCCAUCACAUGGAUGUCCAUACCUCUGUUUUUCUGAACAUAAAUUGAAGUCUAAUGAAUCAACA